Physcomitrium patens is the source of this 669-nucleotide messenger RNA. RefSeq lists its product as uncharacterized. Lineage: Eukaryota; Viridiplantae; Streptophyta; Bryopsida; Funariales; Funariaceae. The record is from RefSeq and is a predicted model, not a curated record.
ACUGUGGGACGAGAACCUCGCUUGGAUGGUGGGAAGCUUGGCUUGUUAAAGCGUUCUCCAGAUCGACACCGUGUCUACUGCCUGUGAUUGUUGGAAUUGCAGGGUCGGAGCUCUCAAUUUGUGGCGAUGGCGGUGGUGCCCUGGCUGUUAGCUAUCGGCACGGUGUGGGGAAUCACGAAUGCACUCAUCAAGCGCGGAGCUCUCAUUGCGGAAGAGGUGAAGCGCACAGCGAAGCAGCGCACGGCACUUAAAAAGAACUUAGGCGGCGUCGUUGGGGGGUUUUUCCUGGACUGGUUUCGAUUGCUGUGCGUAUGGCAAUACUCGGUCCCCUUUUUGCUCAAUCUCUCCAUGUCCGUUUUAUUUGUCAUUAAGCUUGGGGAUAGCCCUAUUACUCUGGCAGUGCCCGUUACGAAUGCCACCACGUUCGCCGUCACGGCUGUCGCUGGCGCUGCUCUCGGGGAGAACUUUAGGCUUGUUGAAACCAUUGCUGGCGUCUUGCUCAUCGUUGCCGGUGUCACGCUUUGCAUUUCGCCACCGUUCAAUUUUUCAUGACGAGGAUGUGAGGCACUAUUGUACAGAUCAUUCGUAAAUCUUAUAGUAGCGUUUGGGAGUAUGUGUUUUUUAUCACUUUGAUGUGAGGUUUAAUGAAGACCUAGAGCUUUUCAUUUC